Messenger RNA from Leucoraja erinaceus (little skate), 3727 nucleotides. Its product is annotated as intestinal-type alkaline phosphatase 1-like. The record is from RefSeq and is a predicted model, not a curated record. The transcript is spliced from 11 exons. Lineage: Eukaryota; Metazoa; Chordata; Chondrichthyes; Rajiformes; Rajidae. Gene Ontology annotation, cellular component: plasma membrane. Gene Ontology annotation, molecular function: alkaline phosphatase activity. Gene Ontology annotation, biological process: dephosphorylation. The coding region runs from base 16 to 1581 and encodes 521 amino acids.
UAUUGUUGCAGCAAGAUGAGGUAUCUCAGCCUUCUCGUCAGCAUUGCACUAUUAUCUGUUACAGCGAGCGUCGCCAAUCCUAUUAUCCCAGCAGCAGAAAAUUCGCCAGCGUUCUGGAAUGACAAUGCCAAACGGACAUUGAAGGCAGCGUUGGAACUGAAGCCACUGACUCACCGAGCUAAGAAUGUUAUCCUGUUUCUGGGAGAUGGAAUGGGAAUCCCCACAGUGACUGCUGCUCGGAUACUCAAAGGCCAGCUACAAGGACAUCUUGGAGAAGAAACUGUCCUAACCAUGGAAUCCUUCCCACAUCUCGGUCUUUCCAAGACGUACAAUGUGGAUCACCAGGUCCCCGACAGUGCUGGAACAGCCACCGCUUACCUGUGUGGAGUCAAAGCAAACUAUGGAACCAUUGGAGUCAGUGCAGCGACCAAACGGUAUGACUGCAACUCCACCGACGGCAAUGAAGUCAUGUCGGUGCUGAAACGGGCAAAGGACGCAGGGAAGUCGGUGGGGGUGGUGACCACCACGCGGGUACAGCAUGCCUCGCCGGCGGCAACCUACGCUCAUGUUGCGAACAGAGGCUGGUACAGCGAUGCCGAUCUCCCACCUGAUGCCGUUGGUCACUGCAAGGACAUUGCGGUGCAGCUCAUCACCAACACUGACAUUGACGUCAUACUUGGAGGAGGAAGGAUCUACAUGACUCCUAAAGGGACCCCUGACCCUGAAUAUCCAGACAAUAAAUCUCAGAAUGGUGAACGGAAUGAUAAGCGCAAUUUGAUUAAAGAGUGGCUCAGUGCCAGAAAGAAUGCAAAGUAUGUUUGGAACAAAAGUGACUUUGAUGCUGUUGAUGAGCGGAAAACCAGAUAUUUGAUGGGUUUGUUUGAACCCAAAGAUAUGAAAUUUGAUUUAAAUCGGAAUAAGACAAUGGAUCCAUCUAUUAUGGAAAUGACUGAAAAAGCCAUUAAAAUUCUCAGUAGGAAUCCUAAAGGAUUUUUCCUUUUUGUUGAAGAUAAUGGAAGAAUUGACCAUGGCCAUCAUGAUGGAAUAGCAGCGUAUGCUCUACACGAAGCAGUGAAAUUUGAUGAAGCUAUUGAAAGAGCCAGUAAACUGACCAGUGAUCAGGAUACCCUCACCAUUGUCACUGCAGAUCAUUCACAUGUCUUUAGCUUUGGGGGGAAAACCUAUCGUGGCAAUUCAAUAUUUGGAUUGGCACCAGCCGACGCUUCGGAUAAUAAACCAUAUACAAGCAUCUUGUACGGAAAUGGGCCUGGUUAUGUAAUUACAAACGGCACUCGACCAAACAUAACAUCCACUGCCUUUGAAGGCAAGGAAUACAUGCAACAAGCUGCCGUUCCGUUGGAAUCGGAGACUCAUGGUGGGGAGGAUGUGGCGAUCUAUGCGAAAGGUCCCAUGGCUUAUCUGUUCCACAAAACACACGAAGAGAACUACAUUGCCCACGUGAUAGCGUAUGCCGCUUGCAUUGAGCCAUACGCAGACUGCAAUACCAACGCUGCUUUCUCACUCCAGCCCACUAACCUCCUCACUAUCCUGAUAUUGAUACCCUGUUUAUUCAACUAUUGAUUAAUCUUUAAUGCAAACUUAUAAUGCAAUACACAUGAAUAAUUAAAUGCAGGGGUCAUCCUUACCAGUUCCAAUCAACUUCUCUUUUAUCUAGUUGACUAUUUAGUUAACAAAACAAAUACUAUCAUAUGUGAUGUCUUCAGAAUCUUGUAUUUGUAUAAUGUAAAAUCUAAUGCACUUUACAAAAAAUGAAAAUAUUAAUAUUUUCUUUGGCUUCGAGUUUAAAUGUCAUUACCUUUUGGGAUUUUAUUCUUGCAUUUGUGCAGUUUUUUAGCAGAAAUACUUGAAGAAUAGAAUGUAAACUGGAUUUUGAAUGUUGACUGGGUAAGCUGGUUCAGGUCAGGGACAGAUCAGUAGAGAUGCUGUAUGGAAACACGCCCUUUGGCCCACUGAGCCCACACCAACCACCCAUUCACACUCACUGUAUGUGAUCUCACUUUCACAUCCACUCCCUACACUCUAGAGGCAAUUUACAGAUGCCAAUUACUUACCAGUCCACAUGCCUUUGGAAUGUGGGAAGAAACCAGAGCACCCGGAGAAACCCCACAUGGAACACAGGGAGAAUUUGCAAACUUCACACAAAUAGCACCCGGGGGUCAGGAUCGAAACCCGUGUCUUUGGUGCUGUGAGGCAGCAACUCUACCAUGAGUUAUUGCACUGACCAAUCACAGAACAAUAUACAUGAUACUUUAUUAAAAUAAAACUCUGGGUCGUACCUCCUGAACCCAACUACUGCAGUUUUGUUUUGUCGCUGUCUGGGUCCUAGGUUUACUCCCAGGCAUUCACACAACCCUCUCAUCGCUCACGCACCACCUCUGUACCUUUUGUGUCUGUACUUCUCCUAUGGGGUCUGUUUCUCACUUGUGUAAGACUGCUAGAUCCUCCUCCCUCAUGGAUAUUCAUUCCCUGCCUCUGUAUGUUUGGCCUGGGGAUCUUUGUUGUCUUUGAUAGCUUUGUGGAAGGAUCAGGCCAAGGGAGAUGACAAUUCGUCCAAAGAAGGGUCUCGCUCCGAAACGUCACUCAUUUCUUCAGUUCAGUUUAGUUUAUUGUCACGCGUACCGAGGUACAGUGAAAAGCUUUUUCUUGCAUGCUAACCAGUCAGCAGACUUCUCUCCAGAUGUGCUGCCAGACGCGCUGAGUUACUCCAGCAUUCUGUGUCUAUCUUUGGUGUAAACCAGCAUUUGUAGUGACUUCCAGUCCGAUGUCAAAUCAGACUGGAAGUCACAAGCAACCUGCACAGAGGUGAUUGACAUAUUUUCCUAAAGUACAUGUUAUAGGAGCAGAAUUAGGCUAUUCGGCCCAUCAAGUCUACUGCGCUAUCUUUCCCUCUCAACCCCAUUCUCCUGCCUUCUCCCCAUAAACCUUUGACACCCUAAAAUACAUUGAUGACCCAUUUGGAUGAAGUUAAUCUACUGACACACAAGUUAUCUGGGCAACAGUUAGUGUUUUUAACACUUGUACACUCACUUUAAUUUCAGAAGGAUAGGUUUGCAGUAGACUCAAUGGUUCAAAUAGAAGUCAAUUUUAAAGACAAAAUAUCCAACAACUGUGUUCAUGUUUGCUCAAUACAACAAAUUGCCUUAAAAGGAAUUGACAUUUUUUGUCAGCAUCCUAUGCAUAUAAAUAUUUAAAUUAUCCUUGUUAUAUUACGGACGAAAGAAUGAAUAACAACUUACAUGCAGGUUGCCUGGAUCACGAGAGAGAUUUAUUACCCAAAUAUUUCCUGCUUAUAUUGAACACCAACUCAUUAACAUAUACAUGAAUAUGUAUAAAUACAUUACAAUACUUAGUAGUUGCCUCUGUUCCACGUGUGUCUAUGGCAUCGACUUUGUUUGGAUCUUGCUCAUUGCUGAAGGUACUUAUGAAUGUAAGGUGCUUAUUUUCAGGAUGAUUCUGGGAAUGAUAGUUCAUUUAUUCAUAAAGGCAAUUAAAAGGCAUGUAUUUUGAUGUAUUCAUAAUUCAACUAAAAUUUUUAUUAAAAAAUUAUUGUUUUGUUUCAUGUUUUGAAGCUCAGAGGUUAAACCUGCAUUGACCUUUAGACUUGUUCACCUUUGAUAGGCUGUCAGUGUUACAGACAAGGCUGUUCUGGAGACAGAUGUCACCUUGAAUAACAUGCCAAUGACAGGAGCAGAAUUGGGUCUUUCAG